This is a messenger RNA of Anastrepha ludens (Mexican fruit fly), 1408 nucleotides long. RefSeq lists its product as uncharacterized. The record is from RefSeq and is a predicted model, not a curated record. Lineage: Eukaryota; Metazoa; Arthropoda; Insecta; Diptera; Tephritidae. Bases 2 to 808 code for a protein of 268 amino acids. The transcript has a single exon.
UAUGACUCAUUCCUAUAAAGCAAAUGGUAAAAUCUCAAGUAUUUCGCAAUUAAAGAAUAGCAUACAAAAUAUCGUUACUAAUAUAAGGCAGUUGGAAGAAUUGGCAGACGAUAAUGGAGCUUCUGUAACGCUUGUGAACAGAUUGAUGCAGCAAACCGAUGAUCUGCUCGUCGUAGUAGAGAAUUCGUCGUUAGAAAGAUUUGCCAAUAAGGUGAAGAAAAGGAGAAGACAGCGUAAACUCAAGAAGUUGAAAAGAAAGGAAAUAAAAACAGUUGCAGGGAAGAAAAGCACUUUGAAGACAAAAACAUCUUCAACAUCCGCAUUAGCAUCGCCAACUGUUGAAGCACCUUCGCUUACUUCUCAUAUCGAACCUGUGUCGUCUACAGUUCACCCAACUCAAUUGAUGUCAAAAAAGCUUCAUAAUCGCCACUACGACGCUCAACGCUUCCUGCGAACGUUUGAAUUGUUAAAAAUGUUGCAUUUUUCACGUGGAAGAAGCGAGAAUAAAACAAGAGAUUUCGCCGCACAACUACACGAUUUGCGCGCCACUUGGAGCAAAGUGUUAAAAGAGAACACGUCCGAGUGUUCAAAAGAAAAAAAUGUAGAGGACCAAUGGACCGAGGUUUUCUUUGGACCUGCUGAGCUCUCGUAUUAUGGCGGUGAGCAAAAAAUUAGCGAUUUCCUGCGGGUAAGGCACAUCUGGGAUAGUUAUCUGACGCAUAGUAAACACGGCUCCUGUAUACCCUGUGGCUGGGUCUUACCCCGCGAAAAUUCUGCAGUAGAGUGGCAGGAAUACAGAUUUACGUGAUAACUUCAGAAUUCACUUGUUGCAUUUAAUGCCGUAGUAAUAAAAAAAAUGUACUUCCUCUUAUAUAAGCGAAAAAAUCAUAACUAAUAAAGCUCACUGAAGUUUUACACACUUCCAAACAAAAUAUUGUUCACGUAUAUUACAAUCAUACCUUUUUCCAUUAGGUUUACAAAUAAUACUUGGUAAUUAUUUAACAUCCCUUUACUUUAUUGGAAUAGUGGCAGAAGCGUACUUUUCACUUAAUAACAUGUUUCGUAUGGAGUAUUCAGAACAGUAAUACAUUUAACAUCUUAUUCGUAUACCCAACCUUCAGCAGCUGGUUGCCAUGAUACCAACUCUUUCUCGUUGAACCAAAGAGCGAUUUCCUUGUUUGCCGAUUCUACAGCGUCGGAGCCGUGGAUGAUGUUACGGCCUACCUGGAUGCAGAAAUCACCACGAAUGGUGCCGGGCAGGGAGUCAGCUGGGUUGGUGGCACCCAACAUUUGACGACCGGUCUUCACAACAUUCAAACCCUCCCACACCAUGGGAACCACUGGGCCAGAACUCAUGUAGUUGACCAAACCGGGGAAGAAGGGGCGGGCAGACAAAUCAGCAUAGUGU